AUGACUGUUCUUCCCGAGUCCCUUGUUGGUGGGUUGGCUGCAAAGCAGCAGGGUAUUCCUCCACAUGCCCAGAAGGCCACCUUUGCAGCUGGCUGUUUCUGGGGGGUUGAGCACAUAUACCGUCGACGGUUUGGGAACGGGAAGGGUCUAUUAGAUGCCUCUGUUGGCUACUGUGGUGGGAAAUCCAAGCUACCAACCUACCAUCAAGUCUGUACGGGACAGACCGGCCAUGCCGAAGCCAUUGAGGUGAUAUAUGACCCGACAAUCGUCUCCUAUCAGCAGCUUGUCGAAUUCUUCUAUUCCAUGCAUGAUCCAACCACCAAGGACAGACAAGGUGGUGAUACUGGCACUCAGUACCGAAGUGCCGUAUUUGCUCAUAAUGACGAACAAUUGAAGAUCGCAAAGGGCAUAACGGACCAGGUGGCUAGGCGGUGGUGGAAGGCCCCCAUCACCACCGAGCUCAACCCUCCAGAUCAGUGGCAGUGGUGGACUGCUGAGAAAUACCAUCAACUGUAUCUGGAGAAGAACCCUACCGGAUACGUGUGCCCAGCUCAGUAA
Nannizzia gypsea CBS 118893 is the source of this 558-nucleotide messenger RNA. Its product is annotated as peptide methionine sulfoxide reductase msrB/msrA. Gene Ontology annotation, molecular function: peptide-methionine (S)-S-oxide reductase activity. The record is from RefSeq and is a predicted model, not a curated record. The transcript has 2 exons. Bases 1 to 558 code for a protein of 185 amino acids. NCBI's taxonomy places the organism in Eukaryota, Fungi, Ascomycota, Eurotiomycetes, Onygenales, Arthrodermataceae.